Drosophila biarmipes is the source of this 2161-nucleotide messenger RNA. It is a transcript of the gene Rala, whose product is annotated as ras-related protein Ral-a. Gene Ontology annotation, cellular component: plasma membrane. Gene Ontology annotation, molecular function: GTPase activity; GDP binding; GTP binding. Gene Ontology annotation, biological process: Ras protein signal transduction. Bases 350 to 955 code for a protein of 201 amino acids. The transcript is spliced from 6 exons. The record is from RefSeq and is a predicted model, not a curated record. NCBI's taxonomy places the organism in Eukaryota, Metazoa, Arthropoda, Insecta, Diptera, Drosophilidae.
CCAUCUAGUUUCACACUCACAAGCAAAACCAUCGGUUUUUUAUUUGCGGCGUGCGGCGGAAAAGAGAAACCGAAAGGCAGCCAACUUAUUGUUGUGAUCCGAUCCUGUUCCUGUGCAGGCUCCACUCGUCUCCGACGCGCCCCCCACUUUUUUGUUCAGUGCAUCAGGUGCAACAACAAACGCAGCGGCGGACCCAGGCGGACACGCAAAACACACCGAAAAAAAAGGAAAACGAAGUACGCAAAAAGGAGAGAGGAGAAGCACAAGCGCUUACAACUACAGCAGAAUAAGUGAUUACGCAUAUUUCCCAGAGAGUGUGCCAGCCAGUGGAAGAGCAGAUCCCGCCAUCAUGAGCAAGAAGCCGACAGCCGGACCGGCGCUCCACAAGGUCAUCAUGGUGGGCAGCGGCGGCGUGGGAAAGUCCGCCCUCACACUGCAGUUCAUGUACGACGAGUUCGUCGAGGACUACGAGCCCACCAAGGCCGAUAGCUAUAGGAAAAAGGUUGUGCUGGACGGCGAGGAAGUACAAAUAGACAUAUUGGACACGGCUGGCCAGGAGGAUUACGCCGCCAUCAGAGACAACUACUUUCGCAGCGGCGAGGGUUUCCUCUGCGUCUUCUCCAUCACAGACGACGAAAGCUUCCAGGCCACGCAGGAAUUCAGAGAGCAGAUUUUGCGGGUCAAGAACGACGAGAGCAUACCGUUCCUGCUGGUGGGCAACAAGUGCGAUCUGGACGACAAGCGCAAGGUGGCCCUGAGCGAGUGCCAGCUGAGGGCGCAGCAGUGGGCGGUGCCCUAUGUGGAGACCUCGGCUAAAACCCGCGAAAAUGUGGACAAGGUAUUUUUUGAUUUGAUGCGCGAAAUAAGAUCACGAAAAACCGAAGAUUCGAAAGCCACGAGCGGGCGUGCUAAAGAUAGAUGCAAGAAGCGGAGACUUAAGUGUACCCUACUUUAGGCAUUAGGUAUUUUAUGAUCUAAUCAGGGAUAUUUCAUCGCGUAAAAAACAACGUCAGACGGACGUGAAACAGCCGCCGAAGCCCAAUUCUCAUUGCUGCCAACUGCUGUAGGAUGAACAACAACAACCAGAACAUCAAUAACCGACAACCAUACGAUGAACAACAAACAACUGCAGCAGCAACAACUUGGAAAACAACAACGGCCACACGGAUAACACCAACCACAGAGUAGAAGAUGGAGAACAGACCGAUAUGUUAAUAAAUAAUUAACUUAGAGAACACCAGAACAACACACGCAAACAGCAGAAAUUAUCAAAAUUUAGUUGCCACACACUCAGAACUCAAACUCAAACACGUACUCCAAGUUAACUUGCAUUGUAAUAUACAUAAAUAUAUUAUUUAGGCAAUCGAUUUACCCCGAAAAAAUGAAAAGCAGCACAGCAGCUUACAAAUUCUGUCGUUUAGUUUUCGUUUUUUCCUUCAACUUAUCGAUUUUUGUGUUGCCCCGUAAAAAUAAAAUGUUAAAACUAAAACAACCACUAAAGCUUAAACGUAUUAAAUAUAAUCGCUCUUAGACACCUAAACGAAAAGCCCGUAAUAAUUAUGCAAUUUAAUAAAUGAUAUAGAUAUUUCUCUUGUUUAAUUAUACAUAUGCAUACAUUUUUUGUAAUAUUUUAAAGUUUAAUAGCGAAAUGCAAACAACACAAACCAACAAGAAACCACACAGAAAAGCUUUUUAUAAAUACAUCUAAAUAUAUAUAUUUAAAUAUAUACGAAAUAGUUUAAAGUAUAAAAAACACUUCGCAUGCUAGAGAAGAGAAGUAAAUAGAAAGGAAAACGAAAACAAAAAGAUAUCUCCAAUUAUUAAUUGUAAACGAAGUGAAUCGAAACAAAUUUUUAAUGCAAUUUUUGUAAUUUUCUAAACCGAAAGCAAAUGAGUAGGGAUAAAUAAACAAACAAAAAACACACACAAAAGAACAAUGAUGAACUGAUGUUUGCAGCAAGCAUUGGAGAUUUUUCUUUACCGCAAAGUUACUUUUUUUCCACGCUAAAACACAUCCAACAUAUAUUUAGCAAUUACUCCCGAUUCCCGAUUGAUUUGCUCCUUUGUUUACUUUUGUAACUGCAUUCUGUAUUGUAAUAUUUAAGCUAUUAUUAUUAUGAUAAUUAUUAUUAUUAAAUAUAUAAGUUAUAUAUGCAAGCGA